Molecule: messenger RNA, 1455 nt
Organism: Diachasmimorpha longicaudata
Lineage: Eukaryota; Metazoa; Arthropoda; Insecta; Hymenoptera; Braconidae
Product: ribonuclease Oy-like
Exons: 3
Coding region: 411-1211 (266 amino acids)
Biological process (GO): RNA catabolic process
Cellular component (GO): extracellular region
Molecular function (GO): RNA binding; ribonuclease T2 activity
Source: RefSeq, a predicted model, not a curated record
CCCACUCGGUUUGAUAACGCUUAUCUCUUCCUCGAAAGAUACUAAUUCGCGAAUGAUCAGCAUUGGAACAGCACGUGCGAGUGGUUUCGAUAGUAUUAAUUUCGAUAACAAAUUUCGAUUGAAACUCAGUCAAACAGAAAUGUCCCUAUGAUUUUUUUUUGCGCUGGCAUUGGAGGAGACGUAUAUUGCGCAGAUCUACCUGUGACGGCACAAAGCAUUCAGGUACCAACAGCUGAUUGCUGGGAAUGCCACCUCGGGGAGAAGAGAGAGAGGGGGCUGGUUAGUUGGAAAUAGUAGAGGGCAAGAUGUUUCUCAACGUCUGGCGUCAGUGAACAUCUGCGUGGGCACAGCUGCUGUUCGUCAAUAAGUCAUUUAAAUGUUCAUUUAAUAUUUUGUUUGUUUAAAAAUUAAUGUGGCAUUGUGAAAUGGGAGUUAAGGAAAAAUUUCUGAUUGUGACACUCCUGGUGAUGGUGAUGGUCUGCGAUCAAACUAACGCAAGAAAGAGAAAAAUCCCGAGGAAUCGUAACGUAAAACCCAUCAGCAACUCCACCGAUUUCGACAUCAUGAUAUUUACCCAACACUGGCCCCAGACAGUCUGCUACACCUGGAAGGAGCAAUCCCCCUCUCACACAUGCGAUUUACCCGAGAACAACGAGUGGACAAUCCACGGAUUGUGGCCGACGCAGUACCACAAACUUGGGCCUCAGUUUUGCAAUCCUAGUUUAAAAUUCAAUAUACAAGCCCUUGCACCCAUUAAACAGGAGAUGGAGGUAAAGUGGAUUGAUGUUGAGAAUGGUACGGCACCAUAUUCUUUCUGGAAACACGAGUGGCAGAAACAUGGCACGUGCUCAGCUGUCCUUGAGCCUCUGAAUUCGGAAGUGAAGUAUUUUCAAGAGGGUCUGAGGCUCCUGGACAUUUACGACAUGAAGAUUGUCCUCCAGAAGGCACAAAUUGUUCCUGGAGAGGCGUAUUCUGUUCAGACUAUCUUGGAUGGGAUCAAGAACGUCCUGGGAAAGACUUGUCAAGUGGAAUGUGUGUCUAAUAAGGAAGAGAAGAGGUCAUACCUCUUCGAAAUUCGUAUAUGCUUCGAUAAAUCGUUCAAUUUAAUCGACUGCGAGGGAAUCGCUGGUUUUCCAACGAAUUGCUCUCCGAAGAGACAAAUUAUGUACCCGGGAACUGUUCCCACUUACUACCACGUAGUUCAAAUUUAAUUUAACGAUAAUUUAGCAUCAAAAUUUUGCAAAAUCAUCGCCGAGCAACAAAAAUUCUCUCGACGUUCUCUCACGAAUAGGCAUAAUAAUAAAAAGAAUUUUUUUUUUAUUUCGAAUCUUUUACGUGUCUACUUUAUUAUUUAAUAUUUAGAAAGUUUGAAUAAAAUGGAAUGUUUUUUCUUCGUUAUACGAAAGACAAAUUUGUACUGAAUCUCAAAUAAAUAUUUUUCUAAAGAUAUCAUAA